AUGUUUCGGAUAGUCGACCGAUAUUCCAGUUUCAGGCAAAACGCCAGCGAGCAGAUCUAUAAGAUGCUGUUUGUCUGGGAGCGGACGCCAAAUCUCAAAGCUAGUCCGUGGUUAGCCUGGAUUACGACGGCCGUUGUGCUGUGGGGCUACCGAGGUCGUAUCGCCCGGGCAGUCCUCGCGGUUUCCCCGCUGAGGUUGCUGAAGAGGCGAGCCGCCAACCCGACGGCCAGUCAGAAGAUACCAUCCACGAUUAUUUUGAAGCAGCGCAAGCGGCACAGCCUCGCGCACUUGCACAAGCACAAGACCGCCAGUCUACGACGCGUCAAGCGACUGUACACCGGCGACGGUCCGCACGUGCCCAGCGCCGUGUCCGUGAUCCAAGCAGGACCUCCCCAGAUCCACUACAGGGUCACCAGGAGCGGCAGGGUCUACGGGAAGUACGCGAACAAGGUCGCCAUCCGGAAUGGAAGCGGCAUACAAGAAAGCCAUUGA
This is a messenger RNA of Dinoponera quadriceps, 492 nucleotides long. RefSeq lists its product as uncharacterized. The transcript is spliced from 2 exons. NCBI's taxonomy places the organism in Eukaryota, Metazoa, Arthropoda, Insecta, Hymenoptera, Formicidae. The record is from RefSeq and is a predicted model, not a curated record. Bases 1 to 492 code for a protein of 163 amino acids.